This is a messenger RNA of Gekko japonicus, 1229 nucleotides long. Its product is annotated as interferon-inducible GTPase 5-like. The record is from RefSeq and is a predicted model, not a curated record. The transcript has a single exon. Gene Ontology annotation, molecular function: GTPase activity; GTP binding. Lineage: Eukaryota; Metazoa; Chordata; Lepidosauria; Squamata; Gekkonidae. The coding region runs from base 1 to 1188 and encodes 395 amino acids. Gene Ontology annotation, cellular component: membrane.
AUGGCUAGAACCAACUCAAACGAAUCCAUAAAAGAGGAUCUUGCUGAGAUGAAGUCAUCUUUGAGACAAAAACGUCUCCAAGAUGUACUAGCCAAUGCUGAUAAAGAGUUGAAAUUGUUAAAGAACACGACACUCGAUAUUGCUUUCACAGGAGUUUCAGGAGCUGGAAAAUCAUCCCUCGUGAAUGCCUUUCGGAAUAUCACAGAUUAUGAAGAAGGUGCAGCUGAAACUGGGGUGAAAGAAACAACUAAGAAUCCAGAAAGAUACCCACAUCCUAAAUUCCCAGAACUAACAUUAUGGGAUCUACCAGGAAUCGGGACACGUGCAUUUAAACCAAAAGAAUACCUAGAGAAGGUAAAUUUUAGCAGAUAUGACUUCUUUAUCAUCGUCGCCUCAGAACGCUUCACUGAGAAUGACACCAUGCUGGCCUCAGAAAUUCGAAAGAUGAAUAAGAGGUUUUAUUUUGUUCGCACCAAAGUGGAUCAGGCUAUAGAUGCUGAGAGAAGGAAGCCAAACUUUAGUGAGGCACAGACCCUGGAAGAGAUUCGUAAAUACUGCCUUUGCAAUUUGAGAGAAGAAGGAGCGGUCGAUCCAAGGGUUUUUCUCAUAUCCAGCUGGCAUUUGAAUAUGUUUGACUUCCCUCUCCUGCAGAAGACCCUAGCAGGUGACCUGAAUGAUCUCAAGAGGCCUCUUCUAAUCAUGGCGAUGCCGGCUUUCUCAAGAGAAAACUUGCAAGAGAAAAGGGCUGCUAUGGAGGCCCUCAUCUGGAAAAAAGCCCUUGUGUCUUGUGGCGUUGGGGUGAUUCCUAUCCCAGGUCUCUCUCUUAUUUUUGAUAUUGCCCUCUUGGUGGACACAAUGAAAGAUUUCUGCAAGGCCUUUGGCUUGGAUGAAGACUCCCUCCGUAACCUCGCAGAACGGGUUGGCAAACCUAUUCAUGUUCUGAAAUCUGCUAUCAAAAAGACUCCGAUGGCCAACCAGAUCAACCCGGAAUUUGUGCGGUCUCUGAUGACCACAUCAGUGGUGGUCGGCUCUGCAAUGGUGCUGGAAGAGCUUUCCGAUUUCAUACCUGUCUUCGGCUCUGUAUUUGGUGGAGUUAAUUCUUUUGCCACCACAUUUUACAUGCUGAGGGGCUUCCUACAAGAUGCAGUGGAAGAUGCCGAGAGCGUUCUGGCAAAAGUUGCUGAGUAAAGUCCCUUCUGGUGAUUCUGCAAUUAACCUUCAUUCCCCUG